Misgurnus anguillicaudatus (oriental weatherfish) is the source of this 6210-nucleotide messenger RNA. RefSeq names its product a disintegrin-like and metallopeptidase (reprolysin type) with thrombospondin type 1 motif, 7 (gene adamts7). Lineage: Eukaryota; Metazoa; Chordata; Actinopteri; Cypriniformes; Cobitidae. Gene Ontology annotation, cellular component: extracellular matrix. Gene Ontology annotation, molecular function: metalloendopeptidase activity. Gene Ontology annotation, biological process: extracellular matrix organization; proteolysis. The record is from RefSeq and is a predicted model, not a curated record.
UAAAACAAAGUUUCAGCUUCUCUUCUGUGUGCGUGCGGCAUCUGUAACGCUGUUCACCCCGGCAGAUCUGGCAACAGUGGACCCCAGAAACUCCAAAGCUCCGGGUUCACAGACUGUUACCAUGUCGCGGGAUUUGUUUCGGAUUGAUGCGCAUUGAAUCAUUUUGUUGUAACAUACAUUGCUUGUGUGUGAUGGGUCCAAAGCACCGAUGCAUUAGACAAAUGCAACAAAUACCAGCCAAACUGUUUAGAUGUAAAUGGACAGUAGAUCUUGCUGAGUGACUUUACCAUGACGGACUGCAGAUUGAACGUUUGGGGACCAGCAGGGGUUUCUCUCUACUUUGUGAUUACAGCUGGACUUCUGUCUUCACUUGAGAGCACAACAACAACAACGAGAUAUAAGAAAGAAACAGAUCCUUCUCUUGAUGGAUUUUCCAGCUAUGAAGUUGUUCAUCCUGUCAGAGUGGAUUCAACUGGACAUUUUCUGUCUAAUCACGUUUCCCAGCAUGCGAGUCGAAUUCGGAGAAGAGAGACGGUGAAAAGCCAAGAGCGUCUGCUGCAGGUUUUCUACCAUCUGCAGUAUGGUGGUCAGGACCUGCACUUUAACCUCACAUUGAAUCCUCAUCUGCUGGCUCCUGGCUUCCUCACAGAGCGCAGAUAUGGUGGUCUUCAAGGGUCUACACUACAUGGGCAUGGACAUUCGCUCUGUUAUUUUUUGGGAGAUGUGUUUAGCAGCACACUGAGCGGGGGUCAAGCGUCUAUAAGCACAUGCAAUGGACUGACUGGUCUGUUCAAGCUUUCUGAAGAGGAAUUUUUCAUUACCCCGUUGGAACCGGAACCAGAAGAGUCCACACCACAGGCCCAUGCCAUCUAUAAGCGGCACACUGGCCAAUCAGAACACCAGCUGGUACGACCGCUGUUUGGGGAGCACACAAGCAAUGGGACCUGUGGGGUCAAAGAUCCUCAAGGAAGUUCAGAGCAGGUGGACAGGAGGAGAGAGCGCUGGGAAAGACGACAGCGGCACAGACGAAUUAAACAGCGAUCAGUAAGCACAGAGAAGUGGGUAGAGACCCUGGUAGUGGCUGAUCCUAAAAUGGUGGAGUACCACGGUAGCAAAGGCGUUGUGAGCUACGUGCUCUCUGUCAUGAAUAUUGUAGCGGGUCUGUUUCGGGAAGCCAGCAUUGGAAAUGCCAUCAACAUUGUGGUCGUGCGUCUCAUUCUGCUGGAAAAGGAUGAGGAGGAUUUGAAGAUCAGCCAUCAUGCAGAUAACAGUCUGAACAGCUUCUGUAAAUGGCAGAAGAGAAUUAAUAUGAAGGGUGAUGAACAUCCAGUUCACCAUGACGUGGCUGUUCUGCUCACCAGGAAAGACAUCUGUGCAGCUAUAAAUAAGCCAUGCGAGACAUUGGGUCUGUCUCAUGUGGCUGGGUUGUGUCAGCCUCAUCGCAGCUGUAGCAUCAAUGAAGAUACGGGCCUUCCCGUCGCGUUUACAAUAGCACAUGAGCUCGGCCACAACUUUGGAGUGCAGCAUGACGGCCAUGGCAAUGACUGCGAACCGAUUGGGAAAAGACCCUUUGUUAUGUCUCCACAGCUUCUGUACGGCACGUCUCCACCCAGCUGGUCUCGCUGCAGCCGCAACUACAUCACACGCUUCCUCGAUCGUGGUUGGGGUUGGUGUUUGGAUGACCCUCCUGUCAGGAAUGAGCUGGAAAUGCAGUCUGCUCCCCCCGGUGUGCUGUACAGCGCUACCCACCAGUGCAAACUCCAGUACGGCUCUGCUUCAGUGCUCUGUGACGAAAUGGAUAAUAUCUGCAGUACUCUUUGGUGUACGGUUGAUUCCACCUGUCAUUCAAGACUGGACGGUGCUGUGGAUGGUACCAAGUGUGGUCAGGGCAAGUGGUGUUUUGAUGGAGAGUGUGUGCCGAUGGGUUCCCAGCCCACGAGUGUGAACGGAGGCUGGGCUUCGUGGAGCGAGUGGUCCGGGUGCACGAGGACGUGCGGAGCUGGGGUUCAGAGCGCCCAGAGGGACUGCGUUAACCCUGUACCCAAACAUGGAGGUAAAUAUUGUCUCGGGGAGCGCCGCAGAUAUCGCACCUGUCACCACGACCCUUGCCCUCCGGACCAGCCCAGUUUCAGAAACAUCCAGUGCAGCCGCUUCAACGUGGUCCCGUACAAGGGAAAGUUUUAUAAAUGGACAAAUGUGAAUAACAGAAUUAAUCCUUGUGAGCUGCACUGUAGACCCGUGAAUGAACAUUUCGCAGAGCGGAUGCUGGACUCGGUCAUCGAUGGCACACGAUGCUACGAGGGCAGCCACAGUCGUGACAUCUGCAUCAACGGUAUCUGCAAGAACCUCGGCUGUGAUUAUGAGAUCGACUCAAAUGCUGUUGAGGAUCGGUGUGGCGUGUGUCAUGGAAAUGGUUCAACGUGUGAAACUGUGAGGAAGACUUUUGAGGACAGUGAAGGGCUUGGUUAUGUAGACAUAGGUGUAAUUCCAGAAGGAGCACGAGACAUUCGUAUUGAAGAAGUCGCGGAGGCCGGGAACUUCUUGGCAUUACGCAGUAAUGACCCUGAGAAAUAUUUCCUGAAUGGUGGCUGGACUAUCCAGUGGAACGGAGAAUACAAGGCGGCGGGAACGAUAUUCACUUACGAGAGGAAUGGACAACUGGAAAAUCUGUCUUCUCCAGGACCAACUAUGGAGCCGGUGUGGAUUCAGUUGCUUUUUCAGGAGACGAAUCCAGGGGUGAGAUACGAGUACAUUAUUAGUAAGGAUACUCUUGUGGAGUCGAACAAUGGAACUCCUGGAUCUUAUUUCCAAUGGAUUUAUGGUGCCUGGACCGAGUGCAGCGCUACAUGUGGAUCUGGUGUACGGAGACAAGUUGUGCACUGUGUGGAGAGAACAUCUGGAAUUGUUGAGGAACAUUACUGCGAUCCAUCGUCUAGGCCAGAUGACAAGCAAAGUAGUUGUAAUAAGGAACCGUGUCCAGCCAUGUGGUGGGUUGGGGAUUGGCAGAAGUGCUCAUCUAGUUGCGGUGACAUGGGCAUCAGUAAGAGGACAGUGCUGUGUAUUCAAAGGGUUGGGCUGGAUGAGCAGAAAGCACUGCAGCCGUCGGAAUGUCAAAACUUGCCCAAGCCUGAAGCAAUUGUCACUUGCAACACACGUGUGCUUUGCCCUGCAGACUGGAUGACUGGAAACUGGUCAGAGUGCUCGGUGAGCUGUGGAGCCGGUGUCCGGUCACGUCAUGUGGAGUGCAGCUGGAAUACCGGUGCAGGCUGUGAUCCAAAAGCCAAGCCUAAUUUAACUACGGCAUGCUUUAUUCAGGACUGCCCCACAAACUCCACCUUUGGUAAUGAAGUGGGAAGUGGAGCAUCCGGCAGAGAAGUAUUAAAUGAGAUAAAUACAAUACCUCAUGACAACCACAUGCCCAAAUCUGGCAUUGGUUCAACUAGGAAUCAGCACCACGGCAAUGAUGACCUCAAUAAUAUUGUAGAAGAAGAUUUCUCACGUUAUAGCCAUGUAGAAAACAAACAUGUUGAUGAUUUUUAUUACGACUAUAAUUUCAUCAGAUUCCAUGAGGAUCUGUCUUACGACCUUGAUAAAGAUGGAAACGAUGCGUUUGAUAACUCAGGAGUAAAACAUGGAGAUGUUUAUUUGAGAGGAACAGAUGUUCCUAUAACCACUACCUCAUCAUCAUCCACCACUGCGGAUGAUCACAGGACCAUCACAGAGGUUCCCUCUGGCAGCAUUACCAGCAGUAAUACUGAAGGUCAUGGGACCCAAAAUUUGAAGGAUGACUUGCUAGAUGAAAAUAAUUAUGAUCCAUUUGCUGAGGACUAUUUCCUUCCUGUCAUUACAACAACUGAACCAUCCUCUGCAGGUACGAGGUUAUUUAACAAUUGGAAAGAAUCAGGCUUUGAUCUUGGCAUAACUCAGGACGUCAGUACUACCAAAAACCCUCCACCAACUCUAGAAACCUUCCAUCAACCUCAGGACAACCAUGCAUUCUCAUAUGAAACUAUGCCAAAAGAUUUUUUGACACCUGGUCCACUUGAAAUUUCUGAUGGGAAUUCAAAUAACAGUGAUGGUAAAAGAGAAAACCAAAAAGACAAAACCACAACGCUUGAUGAAGAGGAAAUUGAUGAAGAUGUUCCAAGUGGUGAAAGUGACUGGGAAAGCUUUCAAAACAGUCAAACAUCUAAACCUCCAUUAGAUGUGUUUCGGUUUGAUACCUAUGAGAACAGACAUUUUGAUUAUCCCUUAACUCCGUCACAAUGGGAUACCACGACGUCUCCAACUUCAAACCCACCUGAGCUACUAAACAGUGCUUCCACUUAUGGCUUUGCAGAAUAUGAAGGUUUCACUGAAUCACCAACAAACGAUAAGGGUAGUGAACAAGUUUUCAUGACCUCGGAUAGCCUUUCUCAAGACUUCACUGCUUCUCCAAUUUCCUCCAACUCAGCCAAACUUUACAGUAGUAUGACCUCAGCAGCUGGAACAACUGCUCUACCUCCUACAGAUGUGGAAAGCGAUUCGGAGCCCUCGCGCUUAACUGCAACUGAAAUUCCAGACGCUGCUUUUAAAACGAACACGGAACAGAGUUGGAAUUUCAGAGCCACUGCACCAAUCAGGACCACCGCACCUGGAGCUCAGGGUCCCAGGACACAGCCGUGGGGAACUCCAGUCCCCUUACCUCGAUGGACAGAGAUUGAUAACAAUGAGAUUAAAAUAGCCCCAUUUCUAACCCCUGCUGGGGUGAACCCAAUGCUCUAUACUACUAUUGAACCACCAUCUCAGGGUACUAGCAGCGAUUCUUCUUCUUCUAGCCGGCUGGUGCCAUCUUCAUCCUCCCCUGCAAACUGGAGAAAAGGCAACUGGAGUGCAUGUUCAACAAGUUGUGGGCUUGGUGCCAUCUGGAGGUCGGUGUCAUGCAGCACUGGGAAUGAAACAGACUGCGACUUGGCCACCAGACCAGUGCCAGCACGCCGAUGCUACCUUAGACCCUGCGCCUCAUGGAAGAUUGGCGAAUGGAGCAAAUGCUCGAAGAACUGUGGCGGAGGAGUUAAGAUGCGAGAGAUACAGUGUUAUGACACGCGAGAUCAGAGGUCGUUAAGGCCGUUCCAUUGUCAGGCCACGACCCCCAGACCUCCUGUCCGAUUGACCUGUAACAACCAGACCUGUUUAGACUGGUACACCUCUUCUUGGGGACAGUGUUCAGAGAUGUGUGGAGGUGGAGAACAGCAAAGGUUGGUGACCUGCCCUGAAACUGGAAAAUGUGAUGACCUGCAGCCCAGCUACCUCCAGGGUUGUAACAUGCAUCCGUGCACACAAUGGGUGACUGGAUCUUGGGGUCAGUGUUCAGUGUCCUGUGGAGGAGGUAUUCAAAGACGACUGGUGAAAUGUGUCAACAGUAAAGCCGAAACGGAGGACGAAAAUGAACAUCUGGAUUGUGAUCAUGAACCCCGACCGAAGAACUCACGCAAGUGUAAUGUUCAAGACUGUGAUAGCGCCCCCUCUGGUCAGCCGUGUUUACGUGACCGUUUGACAUUACGCUUCUGUCAGACUCUACAGUGGCUCGGUCGAUGCCAGCUGUCGUCGGUCCGAGCGCAGUGCUGUAAGACGUGUGAACUAAACUCAAGGGGCAGCGAUCGCACCGCAAGCCGUUGAGAUUCAGGUGGAUUUGUAUGACGACUGUUAUAAGCCUCAAAAACACAUUUGAUCACCAUGCAUUGACACUUAAAACAGCUUUGGACAAAUUCAUCUGGGAGUUCCAAAAAUGAACGCUGUCUUUCUCGAAAAUUUUGAUUUUACAAAAACUUACAGUAACAAAAUUGUGACCCAGUCUGUGAAAACUCAAGGAAGAUCAUGUCAAAGAUUGAAAUCAAUGUGAAAUCAAACUUUGAUGCUUUUAUUGUAAGAUUAUGAGACUUUAGCCUGCAUUUCACAGACAGGCCCAUACAGCAAAAAAUAUAUUUUUAAAUAUAUAUUUCAAAAUAUAAAAUGGCCAAAAAAUAUAAUUGUUGAAAUAUAUUUUUCACCAAUAUAUUUUUUGGCCAUUUGUUAUAUAUUUUGAAAUAUAUAAUUUUUUUAAAGCAUUUAAAAUAUAUUUAGCCCUUAAUAUAUCGCAUUGGAAAUAUAUUCACAUCACAUUGGAAGAAAAAACUUGAAGAACCUAUAAACAUAACAGUUUUAAAAAGAUUAAAAUUAAAUACAUUUUCA